This is a messenger RNA of Oppiella nova, 1419 nucleotides long. The record is from the annotation of a GenBank genome assembly. Lineage: Eukaryota; Metazoa; Arthropoda; Arachnida; Sarcoptiformes; Oppiidae.
AUGAUGAUAGUGUCGGAGCUGUUCCAGAGGUCGCACCGCUUUCGGCUGCAAGUGAUUGAGAAUAUGAACCAAUUGUUUGAAUUGUGUCUCGAAUUGAAUCCAAACCGAAAACUCCCGAAACCGAAGACAUUCGCCGAUCGACUCAAGCAAUUGACGAUCGAUUGUCUCGAGAAGUGGUCGCAAGAGUUUGGCGACGGCUAUGAGGAGUUGAGGUCAGCCGUGAAGUACUUGAAAGAUAAUCGACUCAUGGAUUUGAAUGAAAGAGUGGUUCAGAAUAGAGUGCAGAGACAGAGAGCCGACGAAGAGAUCAGACGACGUGAGAAUGUCUUGAAAUUAAAGGUUGAGAAAUGUGUGGAAGAGUUCAGACAAUUGGCUGAAGAAGUGGUGUCUCUUUCCAAACAAAUCAACUCAUGUUUUGAGCUCUUAAUGCCACGAGUCGUGGACACGACUCAAGACAAUAGUGUUUCCGAUGAAUAUUCAGAUCGUGUCCGACAUUUGAAUGACUUCUCAGUCGAUAUUCUGAUCCAACCGUUUGUGGAGAUCGUGGACAAUGAAGACACGAAUCCAAUCAUUUGUAAUCUUCGAGAACUACACUCAGAGUUGUCUAAAAUUCUUGAGAAUCGACUCAAACGACUGAUUGUUGUGAUGUCCAAAGGAUACAAUUUGUGCGAAUCCGACCUCAAGAAAGCCAUUGAUCUGAAGUGUAGGAUUGAAAGCAUUAGUCAAAAGUUUAUUGAAUUAAAAAUCAUUAAACCGUCCGAAGAAUUAGAUGUAAACCACGGAACAGACAAUACUAAUAACGAUGAUUCUGAUGAUGACUUCGAGGAAGUGCCCGAAAAGGAAGGUCUGGAACUCAUUAUUCCUGAGCAUCUGCGCCACGAAUACGGUUUAGAGCCAUUAGAUCAUAGCAUGCCUUCCACUUCCAACGCCAGCAGUUCUUGUGGUGAAGCAUCUCAGACAUCAUCGACGGAACCACAGAGUGAGACAUUGAAUGGAUUGCAAUGCAACGCAAGACUUCCAUCGGGAAAGCUGUGUCCGCGAAGAGACGCCCAGAAGUGUCCCUUUCAUGGAGUGAUUGUUGAGCGCGACUCUAAUGGCGAUCCAAUAGCUGAAGAAGACCGCCGAAGGGAAGCCAUAAGAAUAGCGAACGAAUUGCCCGAAUGGCAGAAUCCGAAGCUCUUGAGGGAACUGAAGGCCGGGACGGGAAUCGAUUUGACACUCAAUUCCAGUCGAAAGCGUCUGAAAAAAUAUCCCAAAUUGCAAGACAUUAAGAAGCCGUCAGACAAUCCACGCAAACGACUCGAACGCAAAAUAUUUAACAAAGGAGUCCGAGAGAGGGUUGAGAAGGACUUGAAUGACAUUCAGAGUAGGAAUCAGACACACUUUGAAGACCAGUGGAACUAUUCCUUACAAAACUGA